Erythranthe guttata (spotted monkey flower) is the source of this 927-nucleotide messenger RNA. RefSeq lists its product as uncharacterized. Lineage: Eukaryota; Viridiplantae; Streptophyta; Magnoliopsida; Lamiales; Phrymaceae. The record is from RefSeq and is a predicted model, not a curated record.
AUGAGCCGUGAGGGCAUUGAUGACCGUAACUCAAGGAGACCUCGACGAAAAGCUUCGAGGCCAACGACCGCUCGCUUUGAAACAUUCCCCGCUCGAAUAAGCCCAUUUGUUCCUGCCAUUAUGGAAGAAGUCUUACCUCUCGGAUUUAGGAUCCCCAAUCUACCCCAAUUUGACGGGACCGGAGAUCCCCAAGAACAGUUAAAUAACUUUUACGCCAAGCUUGACCUCUACGGCCUCAGUAACGCAGCUUACUGCAAGAUUUUUCAGACUACGCUGACUGAUCAGGCACAAGUUUGGUUCAACGGCUUGCCCGGAGGGUCCUUAGACAAUCUGGACCAACUAGCGACACAUUUCCUUAACCACGACUCAAUGAAUAAGAAAUAUGCCAAAACUGGAUCGUAUCUCUUCAAGGUCAUACAACGAGACGGAGAGCCACUCAGAGAUUACAUACAACGAUUUGUCAAAGCAGUACAUGAAGUGCGCCACGUUACUCACGAGAUGUUAGCCGGCAUACUACAACAAAAUUUGAAGCAUGUUCGUUUUCGAGAGUCCAUCGCGGGACGACCCCCUAAGACCCUGGAGGAGCUCUUGAACCGCGCUGGGAAGUACAUACGGAUUGAGGAGAUCACGGAGAUGAGAGUACCCCUUAAACGAAAGCGCGACGUGGAAAGCCACAACUAUAAUAGAGAAGAAGAGAGACAUCCCAUCGAACCUUCGGGAAGUUCUCACCUCAAGGAUAAACUUCUUGACAUGAUGAUCAUCGCUGAGCAGAAGGGUAUUCUUCAACCACCGAAAAUGAUGAAUGAGAAUCCAGAACGACAAAAGUCGGAUAACUACUGUGAAUACCACAGAUAUUGGGGUCACACUACUGAUGAGUGCUUUCAGCUUAAGCAAUCACUCGAAAGACUUCUCCUAGAUGGGCACUAG